CUCUCUGGGCAUCGCUCCUCGUCCGUCUCUUCAGCGUGUGUGAGACACAGACUCGUCCCAGGCCUUUUGAACCAUGAAGCACUGCGUGUGGCUGUUGCUGGCGUUGGGCUGUGUGCACGUUCACGGUGCACCAGUGGAGAGCGUCGGCCUCGAGCAGGGUUCGUGCACCGACGCGUUUGCCCUGAGUGCUGCGAAGGAGGCCCUCACCAAGAUCAACCAGGACCGGCAGGACGGCUACAUCUUCAGCCUGCACGGGCUGUACAAUGUGUACAUUGGAAGACACGCAGAGACUGGUGUGGUUUUCUACCUGACUCUGGAUGUUGUGGAGACCAACUGCAGUGUCCUGAACAAGAGGGAUGACAAGAACUGUGAGGCUCGUCCCACCGACAACACACCGGUUUACGGACAGUGCAAAGCCGUCAUCUACUUUGACAGGCCGCAGAGAGUGGUGCGUCUCAUGAAAUACGACUGUCAAAUAAGACCAGUUCCCGCUGGUAAGAUUUCUGAGCAGUGUCCCGACUGUCCGACUCUGUGGAACAACGACGACCCUAUGAUCCAGAAGACCGUGUCUGAGUCUCUGGAGAAGUUUAACAAGGACAGCGGGCUGAAAAAACGAUUCGCCUUGCUCAAAGUCGCCCGCUCUACCGCUUCGAUGGGCAUGGCGACGUUCUACAACGCAGAGUACACCAUCCAGGAAACCACCUGUGUCAACAGCGCAGAUGCAGUGGCGGCCGAUAAGUGCCCGCUCAUGGACUGCGAGUUCGCUCACAAGGGCUUCUGUAAGGCAUCUCAUCACACCGCUCCUGAUGGGGAGGAAGGCGUCACUGUAGAGUGUGAGAUCUACGAGCCUGAGGCUGGCGAGAGAGAGAAGAAACAGCACCUUCUGGGCGGCGAGACCGACCACAGCCACAACGACACAAAAACGCACAACCACGACCAUGACCACGCCCACGCCACCGACCAUGCACACACACACGACCACGUGCACGACCACACCAAGAGCCACGCGCAGCACGUCAAAACCCACACGCACGACAACGACAGCGACCACCACCACACCCACGACCACGAUGCGGGCAGCGCCCACAGGCACGCCCACGCUCACUCCCACGACCACGGGCACGGCCACGACCACGACCACGCCCAUCACGCCAAAGCACAUAACCACAGCGGCGACUCAGAAAACCAUCACCACGACUACAAGCACGCCGACACCGAGCACACGCACGAGCACGACCACGAGUUGGCCCUGGACCACGACCACAAGCAUGGUCACCUGCACGAGCACGAGCACCACCACCACCACCACGGCCACGACCACGAGACCGCACACCACGACCACCCAGAGGGCACGGUGGUGAUGUUGCCCUCCGUUGACAAGCCCGUGACUCUGCCCUUCUUCCCCGAGAAACCCCACGAGACUGGAGUCACCCUGCCCUCCCUGCCUGACCCUCAGAUCCCCGGCCAGAGCAAACUUGUCAUCGAGCCCUUCCCCACCUCGCUCUCAGCUCAGUGCGUCCAACGAUCGGGCAAUGGCAGCCUGGUGGACACACUCUUCACGGAGGACCCACGGUUCAAAGCAGAUGCGGUGUGUGUUUGUGGGUGUUACAGGAUGAGUGUGUAUCUGCUGAUUCUGUGUCUGGCUUUGCUGCAUCAGGAGGGGAGAGCCACACCGGACGCUCCAAGCUGCGUCAGUCCCGAGGCAGUGAGAGUCGCAGAGGAGACCCUGGAGCAGAUCAACCAGGACCGGACCAACGGAUACAUCCUGAGCCUCAACAGACUGUACGACCUCUCGCACACUCCUGACACGGAGAAAGAUGGCUCCCUCUACAAGCUGACCAUUGAUGUCAUGGAGACCAAAUGCCACAUUGCCAGCAAGAAACCUUGGAAACAGUGUGAAGUCAGAGAUAUUAGUGAUGUUCCGGUGUAUGGGGAGUGUGAGGUGUCUGCCUUCGUUGACACUCGAGUCAAACUUCAGAGCUACUCCUGCGUUCUUCGAGAAGUUCCCGCCACUGCAGUGGUCGGCGUGUGUCCGGACUGUCCCACGGCCGAUAACAUGAACGAGCCGGUCGUCAAGGAGACGGCCACUCUCUCCCUGCAGAGGUUCAACGAAGAAAGUCGCCUGGCCAACUACUUUACUCUGGAGAGAAUCACCAGAGCCAGCUCACAGUGGGUGGUCGGUCCGUCCUACUUUGUGGAGUUCACCAUCGUGGAAACGGUGUGUUCAAAGGGAACAGAUGCGAGUGAGAUGAGCAGCUGCCCACCCAUGGACUGCCAGUUUGCACAUAGAGGCUUCUGUUUGGGCUCACACAUGGCCCACGAGGACCAGUUUGAAAUCAGGCCCAUGGGUGGAAAGAAGGGAAGCUCAUUUCAGGACAGGAAGCCCGUAGAGGUGAAGUGUGAGAUCUACGAACCUCAGGCUGCCACUGUGGAGGAACACGCCCAUGCCAAAGCAGACGCUGAGCACACCGGGCAUCAGCACCACAACCACACACACCUGCAUCCCCACGAGCACGUGCACACGGGCGCAGCGGGCUCUGACGUCGCCGUCUCCAUGCCAAAGAGUUCUCUCGGGACUGUGGUUCAUCAGCCUGCUCCUGCCAGAUCGUCCCCGAAAACAAGCUCCUGCCCCGGGCCACGCAGGCACAAUCUGGGCUUAGACAGACUUAAGCUGUAACUUUCGGCUGAACUCUUCGGCUGUGCUCCAUCCUUCCAGCUGUUCCUUCAUGGUGUACUUAGUUACAGUGUAUUAGACAAGAAAUGGUAAUGCACAAGUAGAGAUUAGGUUUUAUGUUAUAAAAAUGCAAAUUACAUUGUUUGAUUGCAGUAAGAUUGUUUGAUUAUACUGUACAGUAAAUGUCUUAAUCCUGA
This is a messenger RNA of Solea solea (common sole), 2871 nucleotides long. RefSeq names its product fetuin B (gene fetub). Gene Ontology annotation, cellular component: extracellular region. The transcript is spliced from 14 exons. Bases 74 to 2677 code for a protein of 867 amino acids. Gene Ontology annotation, biological process: negative regulation of endopeptidase activity. Gene Ontology annotation, molecular function: cysteine-type endopeptidase inhibitor activity. Lineage: Eukaryota; Metazoa; Chordata; Actinopteri; Pleuronectiformes; Soleidae. The record is from RefSeq and is a predicted model, not a curated record.